Aspergillus puulaauensis is the source of this 2349-nucleotide messenger RNA. Its product is annotated as ubiquitin-specific protease UBP14. The record is from RefSeq and is a predicted model, not a curated record. The transcript has 6 exons. Bases 1 to 2349 code for a protein of 782 amino acids. Gene Ontology annotation, biological process: protein deubiquitination. Gene Ontology annotation, molecular function: cysteine-type deubiquitinase activity; protein binding; zinc ion binding. NCBI's taxonomy places the organism in Eukaryota, Fungi, Ascomycota, Eurotiomycetes, Eurotiales, Aspergillaceae.
AUGACGACCUGCUUGCAUAUUAAUUCACCAAACCUACAGUCGCCAUCUACCUUUCAGGCUGUAUAUCGAGAAGACUGCACGCAGUGUUUUGACUCUAUUGAUGAUGAACAUGGCCUCAGUGUUUGCCUCUCCUGCUUCAAUGGCGGUUGUGCUGGAUCAAGGGACCAUGCCCGUCUGCACUUCGAGCGCUUCGGUCACCCUCUAGCACUAAAUAUCCAAAGGACUCGAAAAAAGGUCCAGCGAGAUGAGCCUCCACAAAAGAUUUCCAAACUUACAAUCAAUGCGGAAACAGACGAGGAUCGCUAUGAUACACGCACGCGUAUCGUCUGCUAUUCUUGUGGGCAAGAUAAUGUUGACGUUUCGACCGAUAAAGUCCAAUUAAUCGUUAGAGACGUGAUGAACGCAACGACAUUUUCAAAAAAAGAGGAGAUAAAGGCAUGGGAGCAAGAGUUUACCCCUUGUGAACACACAGUUGGCUUGAUUCAGCAGGAGCCCAAACCAAUCGACUCACAAGGUCUUAGUCAGUGUUCGAUGUGCGAUUUGAAACAAAACCUCUGGCUCUGUUUACAAUGUGGUAAUCUGGGUUGCGGCCGCAGCCAAUUUGGAGGUACAGGAGGUAACUCACACGGACUCGCACACUUUGAUGCGACAUCCCAUGCUGUUGCCGUUAAACUAGGGUCCAUAACUGCUGAUGGCUCCGCUGAUAUUUACUGUUACAAGUGCAACGAAGAAAGAGUCGAUCCUGAGCUUGCUGCUCACCUGUUUCAUUGGGGAAUUAAUAUAGCGAGCCGCGAGAAAACGGAGAAGAGCCUCAUGGAAAUGCAGGUCGAGCAGAAUCUAAAAUGGGACUUUUUAAUGACUACGGGAGAUGGGCAUGAUCUCAAUCCAGUCUUCGGGGCAGGUCUCACAGGCCUGUCAAACCUCGGGAACAGCUGCUACCUCUCUAGUGUUAUCCAGUGUCUUUUUGGUCUGCCAGAGUUUCAACGCAGAUAUCAUCAUCCCGGUGAAAAGCCACCUCUUUCUGAGACACCAGCUGAAGAUUUCGAGACACAGCUCCGGAAAUUGGCAGACGGAAUCAUCUCCGGGCGAUAUUCCCGAGCAGAUGAAAAGACUGUGGCUUCUCCCGAACCUCGCGAGGUUUUGCAUCAGAAAGGGUUGGCACCAUCAAUGUUCAAACACCUAAUUGGACGCGAUCAUGUCGAGUUUUCGACUAUGAGGCAGCAGGACGCCUUUGAAUUUCUGCUCCAUGUUUUCAAACAUGUCAGCUUGUCCAAACACCCAUCUGGGCUGAUUAAUCCUAUCGAGUCUUUCAGGUUCAACUUGGAGCAGCGACUGCAAUGCUUUAAGUGCAGGAGGGUCCGCUACAGACUUGACGAGCAGGAUAACAUCUCCAUCCCAGUUCCCUCCCGCCGACAGGCCCAUUCGGAUUAUACUAACGAUAGCGAUUCUUUUGAGCCCGUGACACUCUUUGACUGUUUGGACGCAUUUACGUCUGAAGAAACUGUUGAUCUUCGCUGUACUUCCUGCGAUAGCCAAGAGAAAUUCUCCAAAAGAUCUGCCUUCAGAACGAUGCCGGCAGAACUGGUAAUUAAUGCUCGACGAUUCGAGUUGGUCAAUUGGGUGCCAACCAAGCUAAAUAUUCCGGUCGAUGUUAACGAUGAACCCAUUGAUUUAAGUCAUUAUCUUUCCACGGGUCCUGCCGAGGGUGAAGAUAUGCUGCCUGAUGAUGGAGACGCGGACGGUGGCUUCCAAGUUAACAUGGAUCUGCUUAGUGAACUUCUUGGGAUGGGCUUUCCACAGGUCAGGUGCGAGAAAGCUCUCUAUUCCACGGGGAACGCAGACCUUGAAGCCGCGAUGAAUUGGCUCCUAUCCCACUUGGAAGAUCCCGAUAUCGAUGAACCCAUUAACAAAAAAAAGGCCUUGAAAAAUUGGGCAGAUGAACCGGAUGCUACCAAGGUGGCUCAGCUAACCGAUAUGGGGAUAGACGAUUCUCGUGCGAGGCGGGCGUUGGUCGCCACAGGUGGUGAUAUCAGCCGUGCCAUCGACUGGGUCUUCAGCCAUCCGGACAAUAUGGAUGAAAGCCCUACCGAGCAACAAGCCAGCGAGGGUUCCGGUGCCCUUCCAACACCUGGCUUCGAUACCACUCCAGCGACCUACCAGCUUCAAUCAAUAAUUUGCCACAAGGGCGCUUCCGUACAUGCUGGACAUUACGUGGCAUUUGUCAGGAAAGCUUUGCCAGGAAAGUCGGGACUUUCAUGGGUAAUGUUCAAUGAUGAAAAGGUUGUGGAGGUGGAGGAUGUACAAGAGAUGAAAAAAUUUGCGUACCUCUACUUUUUCUCUAGGUUAUAG